AUGUCUUCUCAAAUGGACAAGCAACUCCCUCCGCAACACCCUCCUGCGUCACUACCUGUCGAAUCUGAAUCCGAGUCAGAAAAACAGGUAGCCGAUCAACCAGCGAUACCUCCCCCUCCGCCAAAUGGAGGACUUACAGCAUGGCUUCAGGUAGCGGGUGCUUUCUUCCUGUUUUUCAAUUCUUGGGGCAUUGUCAACACAUUCGGCGUCUACCAGAGCUACUAUGAGGAGACUCUUCUCCCUGGGUACUCCGCAUCCUCAAUCUCUUGGAUUGGUACGAUACAAGGAUUUCUGCUCUUCAUCGUUGGAGUGGUUGUCGGCCCCGUUUUCGACAAGGGCUAUCUGAAGACCCUCAUCGCUAUUGGCUCAUUCCUAGUUGUAUUUGGUCUGAUGAUGACAUCCUUGUCAACCGAAUAUUACCAGAUCUUCUUAGCCCAUGGUGUCGCUGUGGGAACUGGUUGCGCAUUUUUGUUCCUUCCUAGUGUCGCUAUCGUGGCCACCUACUUUACAUCGCGGAGAGCAGUGGCCACAGGCAUAACCGCUUCUGGAGGUAGCAUCGGCUCGGUGAUUUUCCCUGUCGUGUUUCAUAAGCUGAUUGGCCCUCUUGGUUUCGGCUGGACGACCCGUGUCAUCGCGUUUAUUGCCCUCGGCGGACUACUAUUUUCUCUAGCCGUGAUGAAAAUGCGCCUGCCACCUCCGAAGCAGACGCGAAAGCUCAUCGACACGAGCGCAUUCAAAGAAUCGCCCUUUAUUGUGCUCAGUCUGGCACUGUUUUUCGCCUUUAUUGGCUUAUACUUCCCCUUCUUUUACCUUCCCACCUUCUUCACAACCUACCUCCAUUCGAACGAAAACAUUGCCUUCUACAGCGUCGCAAUUCUCAACGCUGCCUCCGUGUUUGGCCGCAUCACGCCCGGCCUACUCGCCGAUCGUAUCGGCUCCCUCAACACCAUCGUCCCAAUUAGCUUGAUAGCUACUGUCUUAGCUUUCGCGUGGAUAGGCAUCAGGAACCAGGCUGGAACUAUCGUCUUCGCUAUAAUCUACGGGUAUGCAUCUGGUGCAAUUGUCUCAUUACCCCCGACUAUCGUCGCGAAGAUAACCCCGAAUAUGAGUAUUGUGGGGACCCGAAUGGGAAUGUGCUUUACCUUUGCUGGCUUGGGGCUGCUGAUUGGUAACCCCAUUGCGGGCGCUUUGUUGGAUCUGGAGCAUGCUGUCUUUUGGAAGGCGCAACUUUUCACUGCUAUGACGGUCGUGACUGGUGCGGCUCUUUUCAUUGUGUUGAGGUUCAUUAAGUGGAGGCACGGCGAAGGGUGGAAAAUCUAG
This is a messenger RNA of Penicillium egyptiacum, 1320 nucleotides long. The record is from the annotation of a GenBank genome assembly. NCBI's taxonomy places the organism in Eukaryota, Fungi, Ascomycota, Eurotiomycetes, Eurotiales, Aspergillaceae.